Molecule: messenger RNA, 1533 nt
Organism: Fulvia fulva
Lineage: Eukaryota; Fungi; Ascomycota; Dothideomycetes; Mycosphaerellales; Mycosphaerellaceae
Exons: 3
Coding region: 1-1533 (510 amino acids)
Source: RefSeq, a predicted model, not a curated record
AUGGUGGACCGGAGCAAGAUUGAGCAACUAUGCUACUCAACGUUGUCGGUCAGCUCUGAAUACGCGAAAGACCCAUCAAAGUCGCCAGGAGACAUUGCGGAGAAGCUGUAUGGCUCACAUCACCUCACGACAAUAACCACAAAGACUCCAGAUUCGAGGGGCACAUUUUCAAAAAAUGAUCUCGAGUGGGCGAAAAGCUGUGGCAACUUUGGCAACACUAACCCGAGUGAACUGUUUCUCCACGGUCUCCAUGAUGUGCUUCAAUGCUUGCGCCAUGACCCCAUGGCAGAUUGUGUCUCACCGCCUCUCAUUGGUACGACUGGCUUCGUCCCGAUGACCAUUAUCGCUCCACUGAAUGAUCAGCUGCGACAUAUGUCGAACCUGAUCGUGCGGGCUAAGAAGGAAGUUCUGUUGGCAACGAACUUCUGGAAGACGUCUGGUGCUAGUACUUUCGUCAAUGAUGCCUUGAUCGAGCUAUCGAAACGGACAGCUGCUAGGAACGAGAGGGUUGUUGUCAAGAUUAUGUUCGACCGCGGAGCUUUGAAGCAGAUCUUCGACAACCAUCAAAACGUCGACUCCAAGGGAUGGCAGGCUUCUGGUGUAGGCUUGCCUCCUCCUGAGCAGAUGCCGAACGUGGAUCUCGCCAUUGUCAACUUCCAUCGCCCACCUCUCGGCACAUUCCAAAGCAAGUUCAUGAUUGUGGAUCGCCAGAUUGCCACAGUCUCUAGCAACAACAUUCAAGACAACGAUAAUCUUGAGAUGAUGUCCCAUCUUGAAGAACCCAUUGUCGACUCUCCAUGGGAGACUUUCUUGAUUUCGUGGCACAAUGCUCUUAAGCCGGCCGCUCCUUGCCGCACCACCUCAGCGGCACAAAGCAGCCCACCCACGUACUCCGAGCAGUCAUUCACAGCUCUCUUCGAACCUGAUGGAUCCUUCCGACUCCCGGAACAGCCAUGCCACCACGACCUACCAGAGCAUAUGCCGAACAGCCCGCACUACGACGACAGCAUUGCCAACGAGAUAGAGCGAAUGCGCUCCGUGCUCAACCCUGCAGCCGGCGAGAAGCACUGCGAUGCUGUCGCUCGGUAUUUGAAUAAACCCACUGGUCUCUCCGUCAAAGCAACCUCACCCGAGAAGGACUCCGGCCUCCACUUCUUCCCCUUCAUCCCAGUCCCCGAUACCGAGCCCGUACCCAUGGCUAUGGUCUCCCGAAAACCGUACGCAGCAAUGAACAACGACAGCGUCUUCGUGCCCCAGAACGAAGCUUUCCUCAGUCUAGUCCGCAACGCUAAGUGCACAAUUUUCAUCCAAACCCCCGACCUCAACGCCAAACCUCUCCUUCCCGCGCUCAUCAGUGCCGUCAAGAGAGGUAUUGAAGUGACAUACUACGUCUGCCUGGGCUACAACGAUGGUGGCGAGCUCUUGCCCGGACAAGGGGGCACGAACGAAAUGGCGGCGAACCAUCUUUAUUCCGAGCUUGAAGAGGACGAGAAGCCGCUUUUGAAGGUGUUCUUCUACGUUGCUGCGGAUUAG